Acaulospora morrowiae is the source of this 203-nucleotide messenger RNA. The record is from the annotation of a GenBank genome assembly. Lineage: Eukaryota; Fungi; Glomeromycota; Glomeromycetes; Diversisporales; Acaulosporaceae.
AUGGGCCAGACAAACACCAACAAGAUAAUCCCAAUGACAAUAUUGUCGACCGUCGAUUCUAGUACAUUCGAAGUUUUCUCUGCAAAAAAAUUCCCCGGGAUGAUCGACACCACCCCCCUGUCCCGUUGUUUUGGCGAACAGGGGAUUAAGAUUCCCACGAGAAGCGAUAAAAAAGUUAAGCGCACCUCAAUCGAGUAUAAUCC